Messenger RNA from Cladocopium goreaui, 8604 nucleotides. The record is from the annotation of a GenBank genome assembly. Lineage: Eukaryota; Dinophyceae; Suessiales; Symbiodiniaceae.
AUGAAGGCUCCAGCUUCCACAGCCUUGCUGUGGUACGACCCUCUGGAGCCCAAAGAGCUGCAGGCCUGCUCAGCGGCCACCUUUCCUGAUGGGUCCAUGUUCAACCCCAUCAAUGCCACGCAAGUGGGGCUGGUUUGGCGAGUCUGCCGGAAAGCCAUCUUUGUCAAAAACGGAGGUGCAGAAGCCGAUUUCAUUGACGUCGAGCCGUGGAACGAUCCGAACACCACAGCGCAAAGCCUUCCUGCAGUACCAGAUGGGGCUACCAAAGCGACAGGGGUAAAAGAGCAUGUCCUUAAGAUGGCCUCCCUUGUCGACCAGUCGGACGAGAGCGAGUUAAUACCAGCAGCCCCGGACAAGGUGCAGGAGUGGAUCCAGCGCUACAUCACGACCAUGGGCUCCCCACCAGAAGAGGAGGAGGAGGCAACAGACGCUCAGCUUGCAGCGUUGUACAAGCGCACAGUGGUGCUGAAGCAGGCGCCUUACUGUGACUUCAGCGUUUGGACUCCCUUCGGAAGGAGGGCACUGAGGAGUCAGAAGUUCCGCACCUUUGUGCCUCUGGGAGACGGCAGCUUUCUGGCCAAAGAACUACCUGGACCGCAAAACCUUCAACAGUGGUUGGCGUCGUGGAGGGUGUUCAAAGUUGCGGCAAUCUCCCUGGGCAUCAUUUCUUUGGCGUCCCUCCAGCAGUACGAGAAGUUGAUAGAGAGGUUGACCUUGCACUGGCCCCAAGCUUGGGGCCUGAUAGCCUUGGCGGACGACAAGGCCAGAGCCGAGCGCCUGGAGAAGAUACGUCGUGGACUUGUUGCAGACCAAGCUUCGGGAAGGGAAGUGCCACCGGGUUGGGACCCAGACAGUCCUUGGUCCCUCUGCUUUGGCCUGUUGGUCAAAGACGACACUUUCUGGUCGGAGCAAGUGCGCCACCCAGCAUCAGCGUGGUUAGCCGCUGGAGGUCGAGGAGCUCUACUGGCUCCGGCGGAGACAAUAGCUUCUACCCAUCUUGCAGGCGGGGGUGAGGCGCUACACACUCCAAAGGAGGAUACAGAUCGAAGGCGCCAAGCCAACCGUGACAAGAGGGCAGCCCGUAAGAAGAGGUGGGCUGAAGAUAGGGAGGAGCUGACCAAGCUGAAGGCGCAGAAAGACAGUCAUGGACGUCCUGGAGGAAAAGGCACGGGGAAAGGCAAGGCCAAAGACAGAGCAGGGGCAGAGAUCUGCUUUAGCUGGGCCCAGGGAAAGGGGGCCUGCGCUGACGUCCACGUCGGCGGCGAGUGCAAAGGAAAAGUUCGAAGGGCCCACAAAUGUCAGAUUUGUUUGUGUCAGAGGACCAAGCCGGCCGCGGCCAUGGAGCCGGGGGAAGAAGUCGACUGGGACCCCGACGAUACCAGCAUCAUCGAGGGGGAGUGGAACCAAGGGGCCCUGGAGUUGCUGAAAAGAGACCUGGACUACGCGCAGUACAAGAGCGAGCGCAUUUUCAAGUUUGUCCACUUGUUUUCAGGGCCCAAGGACGUGCUGAAGGAGGCGCUGGAGCAGGAGGCAAAGAAAGAGGGCGUACGGAUCGAGGUGGCAUCGUACGACAAGUUGGGAGCCAAUGGCCACGACCUUGCUGCAGAUGAACCCUUUCUGAGCAUCGUGGGCGAUUCAGACAACAUAGAUGGAUACCACAGUGGGUAUCCAUGUGGCUCCUUCUCCAUGGUCAGGAGCAAGGAGGGAGGACCCCCUCCGGUAAGGUCAAGAGAAUGGCCUCAUGGGCUGCCAUCCAACGACGCCAGUCAACAAAGAGAAGCUGACACUGGCACCAUCCUGGCGGUGAGAUCGGCCAUCAUUGCCGCCAAGGUGCUGGGGAUAGCCAGCGUAGGUCCGGACCUACCUUCUUGGGAGUUGGCCGAGCUGCAGGAGUUCCUAAAGCAGUAUGAAGCUCAGGUGGCGAACUUCAACAGCUGCAUCCAUAUGGAAGGGAAGCAGCGAUGGUGGAAACCGGCGCGCUGGGCCGGAAGGCUGCAAGGCCUGGAGGGCCUGAGCGGGAAAUGUCAGUGCCCCUCCUGGGUAUCGCACGUGACGCUGCUGGGCAAAACCAGGACUGCGGCGGCGGAGUACCCCAUGACCCUGGCCAAGAAGUAUGCGGCGCUGGUCAUCAAGGUGUUCAAGCAGAACCUGCAGUUGGAGUUCUGGAGGUACAAGUGCCAGACGAAGGCAAUGGAGUUGAGCCAGCUUCAGAAGAACCGGGUCAAAAGCCGAGAAGCCAAGACACCCAGCCCGGUCACUGACAACAUGCAGGUGGUCGGAUCGAAAAGAGCCUGGCAAGCUGGAGACGUGGCUAAGGAUCUGGGCCCCUCACAACAGCAGACGUCGAAGAAGGCCAGAAAGGAGAAGGAGAAUGACUUCUUCUUGGGAGGGAUGAGGAACCCAGAUCUGGCAGUGAGGAAGAUGCACAUGGUGCGCACCGUUGGGGCCGACAUAAGCCGAGCCUGGAACUACUUCUUGGAGGCUUGGACCAAGGCCCUGGAGAAGCUGCUCAAGGCAAAAGAGUUUGACGAUGUCGUCAUGAAGGAGGAGUUCGAAUUCACCUCACCCCUCAAUGCCAAGCUCUGGGAGGCUUGGAUCAGAGCAGCAGGGGAUCCGGAGUGCAAUGUGGUGGACUGGAUCAGGAGAGGGGUGCCCCUGGGGAUGAACUGCAAGAUCCCCACGUGCGGCAUCUUCCCGGAGACCUGGGAGGAGGACACCGUAAUGGGAGAAGCUCCGGCCAUAGACCUCAUGCGGGACACGCGCAACUACUCCAGCUUCUACGACUUGAUCGAGGCAGCAGAAGAGGAGCUGGGGCGCUACGUCCAAAAGGGCUUUGCCGUCAUCAAGGACAAGGAGUGGAUAGCACAUCGCUUCGGGUCCGGGACGGUUAGCAAGAUGGCCCUCAUACAGAAGACGAAGGAUGAUGGACGAGUCAAGAACCGGGUGGUGGUCGAUCUGCUGCGGAGUGGCGGCAACGCCAGGGCGGUGGUUCCAGAAAGACUCGUGCUUCCCAGGGUCAUCGACGUGCUGGAGGGGGCCAGACGUUUGAAUGCCAACUCCACGGAGUACAUCAAGGCAGCCAAGAGGGAAGGAUGGAUGCCGGACAAGGAGGAGGACAUGUACCAAUGGGAGCUGGUCGGGGCAGACCUGCAAGACGCCUUCUGCCACUUUCCGGUGGCCUUGCAAGAAGUGGCCAACUGCAUCUGCCCGGGGGUCAACCAGAACCAGUUCGUGAUGUACACCGCCCUCCUCUUUGGUUUCAAGGCGGCACCUCUGCUCAUGGCCAGGCUAUCAGCCUUGAUGUCCAGGUUCCUUCAGAGCCUGUUCUUGCGGGGCGAGGGGGUCUUGCAGACGUACAUGGACGACCCGCUCUUCAUCUUGGCGGGGCCAAUCGUCAGAAGGAACAGAACGUUGGCCCUGGUACUAUACUCCCUCUACGCCUUGGGGGUGAACGUGGCCUUCGCCAAGGGCGAGAGAGGGCUGCGAGUCAACUGGAUUGGGGUCAGCUUCGAGUUGGACUUGCCCAGGGAGCACAUGAAGCUGACCGUGUCGCAGCGCAUGGUGAAGGAACUCUUGGUCAAGAUGAAGGACUGUGAAGGGGCUGGAAUGAUCGGCCUCAAAGAGCUGCGAGCUACGACAGGGAAGUUGUCGUGGGUGGCCGGCAUUCUCCCAAGGAUGCGCUGGGCGGUGAGCAUCAUGUAUGCGGUGGUAGCCUCGGCAGAGAGGGACGCCAAAACAGGGGCCGAAGAAGACAGGGCGGCAAAGAGGGCGAAGGACAACAGGCCCAAACCGGUCGCAGUGGCCAGGUUCGAGCUGCCAAGGGCUUGGCUGAUGAAGCUGCUCUCACAGGCCGACAACCUGUUGCUGCGCUCAGAGCCCCUAUACCCGGUGAUGCCCGAUCUGGCCAUCGUGACGGACGCGUCACCACAGGGCAUCGGGGCGGUACUAUGCCGCGUGGACGUCAAGCAGAACCAGAUUUUCCCAUGGGCGGCCCUGGAAAUCGCCCUGAGGCAAGAGAAUGCCGAAUGGCUGGGCGUCCCCUGGAAGGAGGCAGCCUCCCAAGGAGCUCUGGAGGCUUGGGCGGUGCUGCUGGCAGUGCGUUUCUGGAAGACGCGGCUGAUCCAGAUCGCGCUGCUGCUGAAGUCAGACAGCACAGUAGCUCUUGCCAUGGCUGCCAAGUUGAGCAGCCCGAGCCCCGUGAUCAACUGGAUUGGGGCUGAGCUGGCGCUGAAGCUCGAGGUGUUGGGCAUCCCCAAGCUGGUGGGGCACCACAUCCCUGGCCAAUUGAAUCAGGAGGCCGACUGGCUCUCCAGACCUCAUGAACGUCCUGCAGAAGUUCCGGCCAGGCUGAAAGGGGUGAAAAUCCACCACUUUGACGGGGAGGCCAGAAGGAGAGCCAUGGCCCUGGGCUCUGAUUUUCGUCCUCUUGGGAUGGGUCGGGCUGGCUUGGAUGGCUGGCCGCGUCUGCCUGACGGGCGGACGCCUGCUGAAAGAGGGCACGCGCUGGGCAUUGGAGACAGGAGGGGCGUGCAUGGAUCUUUCAAGGACUUCCUGCAGAACCAGAGUGCCUUCGCAGUGGGCCCGAUCUGGACCUGGCGAGAGGGAGCAGGACAGAAUCUUGGGAAGGGGAAAGGUAACCCCUUGGGGGAGACUACCCAGCAUACGCCCACAGAAGGGCAAGGAGCCCGAAGAGGUCAGAGGGCCCCAAAACGGCAUCGGAAAUCAUGGGGCUCUGGAGGUAUCACGUUCUGGUCACGGUCUUCCUGCAGAAGUUCGACUCGAGGUGAAGAAAGGCUCCUUUGCCAAGGCCUUGGAAGUGGCACGCAGCAGAGACCUGCGGGGCAAGCCUGGAAAGAACUCAACAAAGGGUUUUGGACCAGCAACACGGCAGCGGUGAAGAGGUCUCGCAGAGAAGAGGUCAUGAAGUUAGCAUCUCUGGUGGCCGGGAACCGAGACGUGUUGCCGCUAAGCAGGCAGACAGUGGAAUAUGUGGCCGCCGCAUUAAAGGCGGGGGGAUUGGCUUCGGCCGACCAAUACCUGAACGAGCUGAAGCUGUUGCACGUGGAGGCUGGUUACAGCCUAGAAGCUUGGCUGGCGCGCACCUUUCAGCCGUGCAAGAAAUCGGUGGUCAGAGAAAGGGGCCCCAUUAGAAGAGCUCCAGAGGUGGAUCUUGAUUCCCUUCCUGCAGGAGUUUGGGACAACGACAUAGCAGCAGCUGUGCCCUUGUGCGCCUGGGCUUAUGCGUGGGGCGUGGCCUGGAUGCUCAGAGAGGUCGAGCUCUCGAAGGUGAAGUGGGAACACGUCACAUGGAACAGGGCCACCAAAACGGUCCGUUUGUACAUCCCCCACUCGAAGAUGGACCAGAAGGGGCUUGGCGUGGCAAGAACGCUACAGUGCUGCGGGGAAUCUCCCUGCUGGAGGGGCUGCGCCUGGGCCAUCAUUCAGGGCCUUCUCGAACGUCGGGGUCGUCGUGCAGGGUAUGCGGAUGAGUUUAUGUUCACAAACUCGGUGGGAGCAAAACCCACCAAAAGUGAAAUGGUGUCGUCAUGGAGAGCCAUGACAGACGGCGAUAUCGCUGGACACUCCGCAAGGAGAACGGGGGCCAUGGCCUACGUCAGGAGAGGUAUGGGAAUCAGAGAGCUUGCCUUCCUGGGUAGAUGGCGAUCGGCGGUGGUGCUGACAUACGCUGAGGAGGCGCUGGAAUCCACACCGGCCAACAGACCCGGGGUCACCACAACGGUGGACGGAAGCGCAGCCCCGGGUACCCCAUGCCCUGGCACUCCCGCCAGAUUGAUCAUGACCCCAGUGGUGGAGGCGAGACCUCGCAGAGAUGGACGUGCUGCAGGACAUCUUGAAGUGACAAGGCCCAAGGCAAAAUCGCUCUGGGUGAAGUCGACAGAGAGGGGUGGCUCCAACCCCUUACACUUCAUAUCCAACGCCGACUGGAGCUUGCCCAUGAAAGAUUGGACGACGGCAUGUGGCUGGUCGUUUGCAAAGAGAUCGGCCCACAUAUCCUUUGUCACGGACCCCUCCCUGAACGUCUUGAAGUGCAAGAAGUGCUUGGGGUUAAAAGGUCUGCGCGACGAGGUCAAAGGGGGUUGCAGUCCAGCCCAACUUGUGGCUGCAGACCUUGGACAUUUGGCCAGCACAGACAGGCAUAUUGGUCGCUAUUUGACCUCAUCUGGUGGUGCCGCGUUGCCAGUGCUGGAGCUUGCCAUUUUGCUGGCGUCGCUGGUGAUGAUUCCACUGGGCGCAGAGCCGUUGCCACGUUUGGCUCUGAUACUGGAGGACGCUGGUCCCCUCCUGGCCAUCAUUGCUGGAGCCAAGGAGAUGGACCUGGCACAACAACUCGCAGAGCUAGAAGGCUGCCUUUUGAUGCGAAACUCGGAUCUUUGCACCAUGCAGCAGGAUCCACCGGCGAUAUCACUCCGAUCCUUUGCACCAGAUGCCGUCAAUGUUUCGCACAUUUUCUUUACUUCUGGGAGCGCUGGACGUCCCAAGGGCUGCGUUUGUAGCUUUGGGAAUCUGCUCUCCUACUGCAAAGCCAAGAAUGAAAUUCACCAGGUGGAGGAAGACAGCGUAGUCUUUGUCGCAAGUGCCCAUACGUUUGAUCCGUCGCUGGGUGACUUCUUUGCCACCUGGCUGGCUGGAGCUUGCAUUGCACUUGCGCCACUGGAUUUUCCUUUGGGCCGCUGUUUGGAGGCGACCAGUGCCACCCACGUGCAAGCGACCCCUGCGCACUUUGCCACAGUAGAGGCUGGCCGAACACUGGCCCUUCGCACCGUGGCAUUAGGAGGCGAGCUGAUGCCGCAGCAGAUUGUGGAUGACUGGGCUGGAAGAGUACGUUUGUUAAAUACCUACGGAGUGACCGAGUGCACUGUGUACCAGGCCGCAGCUGUGCUUUCACCUCAGAGCUCUAGACGUGAACUGGGGAAUCCGUUUCCAGGGCUCAGUCUCUUUUUGGCAGCAAAGAAAGGUGAUGAUCCCUGCGACUGCGUCCAGGAUGGGAGUGGCGAGAUUGGAGAGCUGUGGAUCGCAGGACAGCAAGUUGGCCUCGGCUACUUGAGGCGCCCCGAGCUCACAGAGGAACGUUUUAGAGAUGUGCCAAAGAUGGGGCGAUGCUUCCGCAGUGGUGAUUUGGCUGUUGCAAAGGACACAGCAAGGGAUGGAGGUCGUGGCUGGCAUCUUCUGGGUCGUCGAGAUGGAAUGGUGAAACUGCGUGGCCGGCGCGUUGAACUGGGAGAGAUUGAGGAGGUGAUCCUGGCUGCAGCGCCGGAUGUCCUGGUGUCAGCUGCGGCAGUGCUGGCAGAGAAAUUGUUGCUGCUGUACUGCGUCUUGCGAGGAGAUUUGAGCGAAGCGGUGCAGAAAGUCACUUGCAGUUUCUUGCGGCGUCAAUGUGAAGAGCGGCUGCCGCAGCACAUGGUUCCGGCACGUGUGCUGGCAAUUGAUGAGCUACCCCUGACCUCAAGUGGGAAGGUGUCGCGCCGUCAGUUGGCACAACUUCCUCUGCCCUUGGAAAACGUUGCCCUGGCACCAGCUGUUUGCACGGGAGCCGCUGAGAUUGUAGCAUCCGCCUGGCGCGAGGUGCUGGGCGUGGCGGUGAAGACCAAUCGUUCCAAUUUUCUGGCACUGGGAGGUGACUCCAUGGCGGCUCUACGGGUGUGUCAACUUCUUGCCACGAGGUGUGGAGCAAAGACUGGCAAUUUUGGGGAAGAGCUCCCAGAGCCACUGCUUCCAGUUCAUUUGCUCAACAGGCCCUGUUUGGCGGAUUUCCUUCAGCAUUUGCAGAGAUCCCAAGCAUCCCUGGGUGCCCUGCUUGCGGAGCAAGAGGUGGCUGACAAGGACGUUUCUCAAGAUGAGAUGGACGAUCCUGAGAUCUGCGAAGAGCUGUCCACGGAUGUUGAGAUCCUGCAACAUGCAGCUGGCUUAGGUGCCAUUGGUGUAGUCCAAUGCUUCCUGAAGGCACAAGGGUCACAGACUCCUGCAACUCUGGGCGAACUUGGGACAAGGACUCCCCUUCAUGCCGCGUGCAUGAAUGGUCAAGUUGAAGUGGCAAAGCUGCUGCUGGAAGCGCGAGUAUCGCCCAUUUCUUCAGACGGAAAGGGUGUGCAGCCCUUGCAUUUGGCUGCACAGGGAUCCGUGGAGGUCCUGCAGCUGUUGCUAUCUGCCCGUGCGAAGUUGGAUGCCACGACUCACGACAAGCAGACAGCUCUGCACUUUGCUGCUCGCUCUGGUGCGUCUGGAGCCAUGGUGGAUGAGCUUUUGCAGCCUGCAUCCACGAGGAAAGGCAAGGGCAAAGGUGGACCAUCUGCAUCACCAGCGCUGAAGGUGGAUGUCAGAGACUCAUGGGGCCGCACCCCGUUGCAUUGGGCUGUUGUCAAUGGCCACAGGUCGAUGGUCGUGAAGCUUCUGCAUGAAGGCGCUGACCGAACUUUGUCGGACCACUUGGGCGAAACUGCCCUGGCCGUGGCCGAGCGACGGGCACAGUGUCGUGCACAAGACCGGCCAGCGGAGAUGGGUGCGUCGGUCUUUGGCGACAUUGCCACCCUUCUGGGUGGAUCUGCCAGCACUGCCAAGUCGUAACAUGCGAAAAAAAUAGGAGCG